UUUCACACCUUUUCCAACGCUCCUAUUCAUGUUUCCUGUCUGGGUCUUUUUUAAAUUGAUUUAAAAUUCUCUCAAAGCUCUUAAAACCUUCUUUCUUUUGUUUAAAGUUUAUAUUGUUGAUCUCUUUUUUUUUUAUUAUUAAGAUUAACUGAAAAUGGCUUCCCACAUUGCUGGAUAUCCCCGCAUGGGACCAAAGAGAGAGCUUAAAUUUGCUUUGGAAUCUUUCUGGGAUAAGAAGAGCAGUGCUGAUGAUUUGAAAAAAGUUGCAGCUGAUCUCAAGUCAUCCAUAUGGAAACAGAUGUCUGCUGUUGGGAUCAAGUACAUCCCCAGCAACACUUUCUCAUUCUAUGAUCAGAUGCUUGAUACCACAUCAAUGCUUGGAGCUGUUCCGCCUAGAUAUGGCUGGAAUGGUGGUGAGAUUGGAUUUGACACUUACUUCUCCAUGGCCAGAGGAAAUGCCUCUGUACCUGCCAUGGAAAUGACCAAGUGGUUCGACACCAACUAUCACUUCAUUGUUCCUGAACUUGGACCUGAUGUUAAAUUUUCUUAUGCAUCUCACAAGGCGGUGGACGAAUUCAAGGAAGCUAAGGCACUCGGAGUUAACACUGUCCCUGUCCUUAUUGGUCCUGUUUCGUACUUGCUGCUGUCUAAACCCGCAAAGGGUGUUGAGAAGACCUUUUCUCUUCUCUCUCUCCUCCCAAAAAUCAUCCCUGUCUACAAGGAAGUUGUAUCCGAGCUUAAGGCAGCUGGUGCUUCCUGGAUUCAGUUCGAUGAACCCACGCUUGUCUUGGAUCUUGACUCUCAACAAUUAGGAUCAUUCACUACUGCUUAUUCUGAUCUGGAAUCGACUCUUUCUGGCUUGAAUGUUCUGAUCGAAACUUACUUUGCUGAUCUUACUCCUGAGGCGUACAAGACCCUCACUGGAUUGAAGGGUGUCACUGCUUAUGGUUUGGAUUUGGUUCGUGGAACGCAGACUACUGAAUUGGUCAAGAAGGAUUUCCCCAAGGGAAAAUACCUCUUUGCUGGAGUUGUUGAUGGAAGGAACAUUUGGGCCAAUGAUCUUGCUUCCUCUCUUAGCACCUUGCAGGCGCUUGAAGCUGUUGUCGGCAAAGACAACCUCGUGGUGUCCACCUCCUGUUCGCUUCUCCACACCGCUGUCGAUUUAGUAAAUGAAAUCAAGCUUGAUGACGAAAUCAAAUCCUGGCUUGCAUUCGCUGCCCAGAAAGUUGUUGAAGUUAAUGCACUUGCCAAGGCAUUGGCUGGUCAGAAGGAUGAGGCCUUCUUCUCUUCCAAUGCUGCUGCUCAGGCUUCGAGGAAAUCCUCCCCAAGAGUAACCAAUGAGGCUGUUCAAAAGGCUGCUGCUGCUUUGAAGGGCUCUGAUCACCGUCGAGCAACAAAUGUUACUGCUAGACUCGAUGCGCAGCAAAAGAAGCUUAACCUACCUAUCCUCCCUACCACGACCAUCGGUUCCUUCCCUCAAACUGCGGAACUCAGGAGAGUUCGUCGUGAAUACAAGGCUAACAAGGUCUCAGAGGACGAUUACGUUAAAGCCAUGAAGGAGGAAAUUAAGAAGGUUGUCGACCUUCAGGAAGAACUUGACAUUGAUGUCCUGGUUCAUGGAGAACCCGAGAGAAACGAUAUGGUUGAGUACUUUGGCGAGCAGUUGUCUGGUUUUGCUUUCACCGUUAAUGGAUGGGUGCAAUCUUAUGGAUCUCGUUGUGUCAAGCCACCGAUCAUCUAUGGCGAUGUUAGUCGCCCCAAGCCAAUGACUGUUUUCUGGUCAUCUGCGGCCCAAAGCAUGACUAAACGCCCUAUGAAGGGAAUGCUUACCGGUCCUGUUACCAUCCUCAACUGGUCCUUUGUUAGAAAUGAUCAGCCCAGAUUCGAAACCUGCUACCAGAUUGCCUUGGCAAUCAAGGACGAAGUCGAGGAUCUCGAGAAGGCCAGUAUCAACGUUAUCCAAAUCGAUGAGGCUGCUUUGCGAGAGGGGUUGCCGCUUAGGAAGUCUGAGCAUGCCUUUUACUUGAAAUGGGCUGUCCACUCCUUUAGGAUCACCAACUGUGGUGUCAAGGAUACCACCCAGAUCCACACACACAUGUGCUACUCUAACUUCAACGAUAUCAUCCACUCAAUCAUCGACAUGGAUGCCGAUGUCAUCACCAUCGAGAACUCACGUUCAGAUGAGAAGCUGUUGUCAGUAUUCCGUGAAGGUGUGAAGUAUGGUGCUGGAAUCGGCCCCGGUGUGUAUGAUAUCCACUCUCCUAGAAUACCGUCGACAGAAGAGAUUGUCGACAGAAUUAACAAGAUGCUGGCGGUGCUUGAGUCGAACAUCUUGUGGGUUAACCCUGACUGCGGGCUGAAAACUCGCAAGUAUGACGAGGUGAAACCAGCACUGAACAACAUGGUUGCUGCUGCCAAGCAGCUCCGCACCAAACUUGCCAGUGCUAAGUGAGAGUCGCUUAUACGAGAGCUUGGAGAGAU
Messenger RNA from Hibiscus syriacus, 2481 nucleotides. Its product is annotated as 5-methyltetrahydropteroyltriglutamate--homocysteine methyltransferase-like. Bases 155 to 2452 code for a protein of 765 amino acids. The record is from RefSeq and is a predicted model, not a curated record. The transcript is spliced from 12 exons. Gene Ontology annotation, molecular function: zinc ion binding; 5-methyltetrahydropteroyltriglutamate-homocysteine S-methyltransferase activity. Lineage: Eukaryota; Viridiplantae; Streptophyta; Magnoliopsida; Malvales; Malvaceae.